AUGGCUGAAGCAGACCGAAAUGGCACCGGCACCCCCUUCUCUCUUUCUUUUUCAGGCAGCGGUUUUCUUGCACUUUACCAGAUAGGGGUAGUCCAGUCGCUCUUGGAAUUGGCACCUGAGAUACUAAAAUCUGCAUCCAAAGUUUAUGGAGCAUCAGCUGGGUCACUUAUAGCUGCAGCAGUGGUGUGUGAAUCUAGCCUGGAGGACCUAAAAGAAUCUUUCCAUGAAGCGGUGAGAGAUGCCAGGAAAACUAUUCUCGGCCCUCUGUCUCCUGGAUGCAACAUGCUCUGCACCAUACAGAAGAGGUUGUACAAGAUGUUGCCAGAGAACUCUCACCAGGUGGCUUCGGGGAGGCUGCACAUUUCCCUCACCCGGGUGAUGGACGGACAGAAUGUCAUGGUUUCUGAGUUCAGUUCAAAGGAAGAUCUGAUUCAGGCACUGAUCUGCAGCUGCUUCGUUCCUAUCUAUUGCGGAUUCAUCCCUCCCUCCUUCCGAGGUGUGCGCUACGUCGAUGGAGGUUUCACUAACCUGCAGCCAUGUUCUGACCUGGAGGCCGUGAUCACGGUGUCCCCAUUCACAGGCGAGCUGGACAUCUGUCCCCGGGACUGCCCGGCUAUCUUCUACUCUUUUCAGAUCUUUAACAGCAGCAUUCAGAUCUCAGUGGAAAACCUGUGCAGGAUUAGCUAUGCUCUUUUUCCACCUAGCUACCUGGUCCUGAAUGAGUUUUUUUUCCGAGGGUAUCAGGAUGCUGUCCUUUUCUUACGCAGGAACAAUGCCUUUGGUAUAAAUUAUCCUGCCAACUUGCUGACCUUCCGGUUUGCCAGUUUGCUCAGUAAAAAUGACUUGUCUCGAGCCAAUAAGGAGUCCUCAUACCGGAACCCAGACACAGGGGGGCUGAAAUCCAACGGGCCAGCUCUGAGGGACCUGCCCCCAAAGCAGGCUCCUGCUGUGAACGGGACACUCAAUGGAACAGACCAGAAAAUACAGCCACAGGUGUCCCCGCACCAGCACAAAGGUAGAGAAGUCUGA
This is a messenger RNA of Gopherus evgoodei (Goodes thornscrub tortoise), 1029 nucleotides long. RefSeq names its product patatin-like phospholipase domain-containing protein 1. Gene Ontology annotation, cellular component: membrane; lipid droplet; cytoplasm. Lineage: Eukaryota; Metazoa; Chordata; Testudines; Testudinidae. Gene Ontology annotation, molecular function: triacylglycerol lipase activity. The transcript is spliced from 6 exons. Bases 1 to 1029 code for a protein of 342 amino acids. Gene Ontology annotation, biological process: lipid homeostasis; triglyceride catabolic process. The record is from RefSeq and is a predicted model, not a curated record.